AUGGUUCCAGAAGCUACUCCCAAAUUUUCUCUGUUUCUACUAAUUUUCCGAAGUUUGUCACUUCUGCCUGAGGCAUCAAGUAUCGGACAGACCUCAACACCAAAAGCCUACCUACUCACUCGACAGCUCCCCGACAAGUCAUCAAUUCCAGGGCUACUUGGUCGCCGCAACGCAAUCGAUUCGCUCAAGAUGCUUCCACAACGAAUUGUGCGCACCUCGGCGCUACGCAACAGCCUCGCCGUUGCUCGCCGCGCGCCCAUUGCCCAACGCCGAGCCUACCUUCCGACUCACUACGCCGACAAAAAGACUCUCGAUGAGAAAUAUCCCGACCCUCCUACAAUGACUGCGGCGGAAGACCCCGGCAUGAACGGCGGUUACAUCAAUCCUCCUCGCAUCAAGCGCCAGCAUCGCGAUCCUUAUGCUCAGUGGUGGGAUCCACAAGAGCGCCGCAACUUUGGCGAGCCCGUCCACGAGGACAACGAUGUGCUCGGCAUCUUCUCGCCUUGGGAUUACACCUGGACUACGACUGGCCCCGGUCUUAUCAUGAUUAGCACUUUUGUCGCCACUUUCCUUGGUGUUUGCGGACUCGUGUAUCUCAAUUAUCCCGACCGGCCUUCGUAUCCUCGUGAAUUUGAGGGCGGUUUGGAGAAGGAGCUUGGUGGACCCGGUGCUGUGAGAGCACGCACAGAGGGUGACGAGGAGCCUUAA
Cordyceps militaris CM01 is the source of this 708-nucleotide messenger RNA. RefSeq names its product NADH:ubiquinone oxidoreductase 20.1kD subunit. The transcript is spliced from 5 exons. The coding region runs from base 1 to 708 and encodes 235 amino acids. Lineage: Eukaryota; Fungi; Ascomycota; Sordariomycetes; Hypocreales; Cordycipitaceae. Gene Ontology annotation, cellular component: mitochondrion. The record is from RefSeq and is a predicted model, not a curated record.